Molecule: messenger RNA, 2202 nt
Organism: Anopheles aquasalis
Lineage: Eukaryota; Metazoa; Arthropoda; Insecta; Diptera; Culicidae
Biological process (GO): proteolysis
Molecular function (GO): serine-type endopeptidase activity
Source: RefSeq, a predicted model, not a curated record
AUGGCUUCGAAGUGGACAAAGUUUGUGGUCACAGCGGUGCUGCUCUGCUCACUCGCAUGCCUAACCAGCGGUAGUCCUCUGGUGGCUGAGGAACCACAACGUCGGAUCCUCAAUGGCGUCGAGGCAAGUCCGACGGAUAUUCCGUUCAUCGUAGGCGUACUGGUGACGUUCCCUUCGCGAACUUACUUCUGUGGUGGAACACUGAUCUCCCCGCAGCACAUCCUCUCCUCGGCUAGCUGUGUCGAUGGCUAUCGUACCAUUACGGUGAUGCUGGGAGCGUACGAUAUGACGCUGGUGCAGGACUUUAUCACCGUGUCCUCGGUCGUGGUUCAUCCGAGUUACAGUAGCUUCUUCGAGUCCAACGAUCUAUCCAUCCUGACGCUGUCCCGCCCGGCACGACUUACCGACCGUGUUCAGGUGGCUCAACUACCGAACCGACUGUACGUGGGUCAUUCUUUCAACAACUACGAAGCCACCAUUGCCGGUUGGGGUCAGACGGGUUCGAACACCGGAGAACCGGUGCCAGUGCGUCGUUUGCUGUACUUCCGAACCCGGGUCAUCACCAACACGAGUUGCCUGGUGAGCUUCCCACUUUAUAUACGCUCGACGAAUGUCUGCACAUCGACCGACAACGGGGCCGCUUGUGUUGGCGACGAAGGAGGUCCGGUAACGGUCACCGAGAACGGACAAACGAUUGUGAUCGGUGUGCAUUCGUACAGCUUCUCCCUGGGCUGCCAACGGGGUUGGCCUUCGGUGCAUAUUCGUGUUACGGAAUAUCUGGAUUGGAUCGCUAGUAACUCCGAUGCGGUGACUGAUACGGCAGGCCAGCGUCGAGAUGAUCUGGGCGCGACCAAAGCGCAGAGCAUCCGAGUUGGCCGUACCCUCACCGAAACGUCCCCAACCGAUGUACGUGCCCUGCUGUCCAACGAAGGUAGCCUCAACCUGGCGCAGAUUGGGCAGACGCACCGGGCGGACACGGUCGCUGAAUGGCACCGGCAGUGGCAGCUCAAUCAACGCGACAUCUCACGAGUCAACAGCGACCUUUCGUUCAUCGUUAAUCGCUACACGGUGCACUCUCUGGAACAGGGCAACAUGAGGAGCACGUUAUUCGCCACACUGCUGCUGCUGGUUGCACUGCAAUGCUUCGGAAGUCCUGUGGAGCGAUCGCUAGGUGCCGGGAGGCGCCUUUCACUUCCAACAUCACAGAAAACACCGCGCAUCCGAGGCGGUGUACCGGUGGGUCCGUCGGAGAUUCCCUACGCAGCGGGAUUGAUGAUCCAGCAGCCCCUCGGUAAUCGCUUCUGUGGUGGAUCCCUAGUGUCCGUCAAUUUCGUCCUAACGGCUGCCAGCUGCUUCCUCAAUCCCGGUCCCACGACUGUUCUGCUGGGUGCUUCCAAUAUGACCGUCGUCGAUGAUAUUGUGCAGGCGAGCGAGGUCAUCAUUCACCAGGCGUUCGUCGCCAGUCAAAACCUUAACGACAUAGCCUUGGUUCGGCUUUCACGGCCGGCUCUCCUCACCGAUUACAUCCGAUUAGCUCGACUGCCGAACUGGAGACAGGCGGAUUCACAGUUCACCAAUCAGCUGGCGACGGUGAGCGGUUGGGGGGCGCUGGGCCAGAACGCCCAGGAGAUACUCCCGCUGAACAGUUUGCAUCGUGUGAACGGUUCCAUCAUCACCAACACCGCCUGCAAUCUGCAGUUCUUCGGUGGGAUCUCCGAUGAUCAUGUGUGCAUUGCGACGAGCAACGGAUCACCCUGCCAAGGGGACCAGGGUGGUCCACUGGCGGUCCAGGAUGCGGACGGUGGCCAAACCGUGAUCGGCAUUCAUAGCUUCAUCUCGAAUCUGGGCUGUGAUCUGGAUUGGCCGGCAGUGUUUACGCGUGUUACCCGCUUCCUGGCCUGGAUCGAGGCCAACUCGGAUGUUACCAUUCGGUCGGAUUUCGAUUUCCAGCCAACACCACCAAAUGCCGUGACCACCACCACUGCGGGCGAGCCGAUAACGACGACAGAAGCGAUUUUGGAAACGACAACCAUAGCACCGCCAUUGGUUUCGGAAACAACGACUGAGCCCUUCCCACCGACCAUUGAACCUGGGACUCCAGCGCCACCACUGCCAAUCACCCCACCGCCACCACCACCAUCCGUUGUAACGCUGUUGCCACACAUUCCUCCUCACAGAACCGGUCGUCCCAUCGUCCACUAA